UCCUCCGGUACCUGUAUGCUUGGUUCCAGAAUUCUGACGUUUUUGCCAAGCGCUGGUGUCGCUUUCUUUCUAGAGACCGCGCACACCAAUUGUUGCAUUCCCAACAAUUCCAGCUUCAAAACAAAACGCCUCGACCUCGAAUUUACGAAAAGACACGGAGGAGGAGGUCUUUCGCCAAUAGUUCGCUUCCAAUAGUCUGUCAGUCUGUUGUGCCGUUGGUCUUGUUUGCUCGGAAGCCACCGAAGAGAUAGGUCAAGUUAGCAGCAGCAGCAGCAGCUGAGCUGAGAGCUGACAGUGGUGGGGGGAGGGUACAACUACCACAUUCGCUUGAUGUGGUAGAACUGGUAGCUUUUGUGUAGCUGUCGCCGAUACGAUAUCCGUUUGCAUCAAUACACCUCACACACACACACCUAUCAGCUCACCGUGCGAUCAACCGCGAUGGUGCACCGCGCUGAGCAGCGCACCGCGGCGCUGCCGAAGACGCUGGCGGUCCAGCUGGCGGUGUUUUGCGUGUUGGUCGGGCUGACGGUUCCGCCAGUGCACGGCUGUAACGAGAUGGUUUGCGCUAGCAUCGUCUCGAAGUGCAUGCUGACGCAGAGCUGCAAGUGUGAUAUGAAGAGCUGCACCUGCUGCAAGGAGUGCGCCGAGUGUCUGAGCUACCUGUACACCGAGUGCUGCAGCUGCCUGGAGAUGUGCCCGAAACCGAACGAAACCUCGAACGAGCUGUCGAAGCAGUCGCACAUCGAGGAUCUGGAGGGUUUCCCGAGCCUGUACGAUGUGAUCACGUCCGAGCAGGACGUGCAGGGCCGCUGGAAGGUGAUCUCCUUCCCGAUCGACAUCGAUGCGGCACUGUACGGGCCUAAGGGCGACACCAAGUACCUCGUCCACUCCACCGAUAUGGACCUGAAGGCGAAGUAUGCCGAUCCGAACAAGAUCACGGUGAACUGCACCGUUGCCUACCAGGCGCAGUGCAUGUCGUGGAACAAGUGCAAGGAAAGCUGCCGAACGAUGGGAGCCAGCAGCUACAGAUGGUUCCACGAUGGUUGCUGCGAGUGCGUUGGCCAUUACUGCAUCAAUUAUGGCGUUAACGAGUCGCGGUGCCGCGACUGCCCGGAGAGCAAGGAGCAUGAAUUGGAGGACUUCUUCAACGAGGACGAGCUCGAUUACGGCGAUAGCGUUGGACCGAUGGACAACUCGGCCGUCGAGUCGACCAACAUAUGAAUAGUGGCGCCACUGCUUGUAAUCCAUGUAUUCCGACUGGAAUGAGAGAGAGAGAGAGCGAGAGAGCGAGAGAGAGGCCGUGCAGUCGUGCCUGCGUACGAUCUGGCGUAGAACGACGGGCAACUUCCGGUUGGCUUUCGGGCGGAUUUUUUUUUGUUUUGUUUUAGAUAUUUACAUCAGCAGAUACAACAUAAGGUUAGCAUACGGACAAUUUGCUUGAGGCUGCAGAACGCGUACUGCGUGGGCUGUACAGUGGACGUGCGUCUGUGCGAAAGUGAUCGCUACACGGGGGGGACAGGGGUGGUGUAAGCGAUCUUUUGCUGCAUACCGAUGCAGAUGCAGCCCAGCGGAAGUCGUAUGUUGGACACACAAAACUGAUUUCGGUCAGUCAGUUGUUUUAUGUACAGAAUUCGAUUGCCAAACAUUGGUGCGCCAUUUGAUUAGACCGUUCUUUGGUGAUAACGAUAAAUAGAAUUAAGGAGCGUCAGGACAGGGAGGCAGGGAUAGCAAUGGCACGAAUCUUUUCUGUUUUUCUUUUCUUCUGGUACCUUUUAAGCCGAAGGAUCCGUUGUUCUUCUUCUUCUUCUUCCACAAAAUACUAAAUACUAACUAACCUGGCAGCUGUAGAACUAUAUAUAGACAUAUAUUUCGGAGCUUAGUGUUGGCACCAUAGUAUAUCCAUUGUUUCUUUGAUAACUUUUCGGAAACUGUUCGUCAUUUGCUGCGACUGUGAGAGAGCUUAGGAUCAAAAAUCAAUUUCCCAUGUGCGCAGGAGAAGGAAAAUACACCGCGAACCGGAAUAGACUUAAUCAACGUUAGCGUUAAGCUGUACUAAGGUAUUGUCGAGCAGUAUAUAUAUAUGACUUUAUAUGCGGCACUGAGUAAUGAGCGGGCCAGUGCCAUACCAGGACCCGUUGUCUGGUUUAAAAACAAUGUAAGCGUCAAUGUAGGAAGCAGCUCUUCUGGAAGUAUACUACCCAUGUGCAUGUGUCUAACCCAUUUACUGGAAACGUACUUACCAUCUGCUGUGUGUGUGUG
Anopheles darlingi is the source of this 2259-nucleotide messenger RNA. RefSeq names its product protein twisted gastrulation-like. The coding region runs from base 439 to 1221 and encodes 260 amino acids. The transcript is spliced from 4 exons. Lineage: Eukaryota; Metazoa; Arthropoda; Insecta; Diptera; Culicidae. Gene Ontology annotation, biological process: regulation of BMP signaling pathway. The record is from RefSeq and is a predicted model, not a curated record.